CGCCUGCGCUACGCCAUGGCCGCGCUCUUCGACAGCCGCUCGGACGCCCUGUUCGCCGUGGACCCGGCGAGCGGCGCCGUCACCACCGCCGCCCCGCUGGACCGCGAGAGCAAGAGCAGCCACGUGUUCCGCGUGACGGCCGUGGACCACGGCGCGCCGCGGCGCACGGCGCUGGCCACGCUCACCGUGACCGUGAGUGACGCCAACGACCACGACCCGGCCUUCGAGCAGAGCGAGUACCGGGAGAGCGUGCGGGAGAACCUGGAGGUGGGCUACGAGGUGCUCACGGUGCGGGCCACCGACGGCGACGCCGGCGCCAACGCCAACAUCCUCUACCGCCUCCUCAACGGCGGCGGCCCUAACGAGGUCUUCGAGAUCGACGCGCGCUCCGGCGUCAUCCGCACGCGGGGCGCCGUGGACCGCGAGGCCGUGGAGGCCUUCGAGCUGCUGGUGGAGGCCGCCGACCAGGGCCAGGAGCCGGGGCCCCGCAGCGCCACGGCCACGGUGCGCAUCGCCGUGGAGGACGACAACGACAACGCGCCGCAGUUCAGCAGCAAGCGCUACGUGGCGCAGGUGCCCGAGGAYGUGGCGCCCAACUCGGCCGUGCUGCGGGUGACGGCCACCGACCGYGACAAGGGCAGCAACGCCCUGGUGCACUACAGCAUCGUGAGCGGCAACACGCGCGGCCACUUCUACAUCGACGCGCAGACGGGCGCCCUCGACGUCGUCAGCCCCCUGGACUACGAGGCCAGCAAGGAGUACACGCUGCGCAUCCGGGCGCAGGACGGCGGCCGCCCGCCCCUCUCCAACAUCAGCGGGCUGGUGACGGUGCAGGUGCUGGACGUCAACGACAACGCGCCCAUCUUCGUGAGCACGCCCUUCCAGGCCACCGUGCUGGAGAAUGUGCCCCUGGGCUACUCCGUCAUCCACAUCCAGGCCAUCGACGCCGACUCGGGCGAUAACGCCCGCCUGGGCUACAGCCUGCUGGAGACCGGCACCGGCUUCCCCUUCGCCAUCAACAACAGCACCGGCUGGAUCGUGGUGGCCUCCGAGCUGGACCGCGAGGCGGUGGAUUUCUACAGCUUCGGCGUGGAGGCGCGGGACCAGGGCAGCCCCCCCAUGGCGUCCUCGGCCAGCGUCAGCAUCACUGUCCUCGACGUCAAUGACAACAGCCCCGAGUUCACGCAGCGGGAGUACGGCGCCCGCCUCAACGAGGACGCGGCCGUGGGCACCAGCGUGCUCACCGUGUCCGCCGUCGACCGCGACGCCAACAGUGUCAUCACCUACCAGAUCUCCAGCGGCAACACCCGCAACCGCUUCUCCAUCACCAGCCAGAGCGGCGGCGGCCUCAUCUCGCUCGCCCUGCCCCUGGACUACAAGCUGGAGCGCCAGUACRUGCUCAGCAUCACCGCCUCCGACGGCACGCGCCACGACACGGCCCAGGUCGUCGUCAACGUCACGGACGCCAACACGCACCGACCYGUCUUCCAGAGCUCCCACUACACCGUCAACAUCAACGAGGACCGGCCCGUGGGCACUACGGUGGUGGUCAUCAGUGCCACGGAUGAGGACACGGGCGAAAACGCCCGCAUCACCUACCUGAUGGAGGACAGCAUCCCCCAGUUCCGGAUCAACGCGGACACGGGGGCUGUCACCACCCAGAUGGAGCUGGACUAUGAGGACCAGGUGUCCUACACCCUGGCCAUCACGGCGCGGGACAACGGCAUCCCGCAGAAGUCCGACACCACCUACCUGGAGAUCCUGGUGAGCGACGUCAACGACAACGCGCCGCAGUUCCUCCGAGACGGCUACCAGGGCUCUGUGUACGAGGACGUACCGACCUUCACCAGCGUCCUCCAGGUCUCCGCAACCGACCGYGACUCGGGGCUCAAUGGCAGGGUCUUCUACACCUUCCAGGGCGGCGAUGACGGCGAGGGCGACUUCAUCAUCGAGUCCACCUCGGGCAUCGUGCGCACGCUGCGGCGCCUGGACCGGGAGAACGUCCCGCUCUACGCCCUGCGCGCCUAUGCCGUGGACAAGGGCAUCCCGGCGCGGCGGACGCCCGUGGAGAUCCAGGUGACGGUGCUGGACGUCAACGACAACCCGCCCGUGUUCGAGCGGGACGAGUUCGACAUCUUCGUGGAGGAGAACAGCCCCAUYGGGCUGGUGGUGGCCCGCAUCACGGCCAGCGACCCCGACGAGGGCCCCAACGCGCAGAUCAUGUACCAGAUCGUGGAGGGCAACAUCCCCGAGGUCUUCCAGCUGGACAUCUUCUCCGGCGAGCUCACGGCGCUGGCCGACCUGGACUACGAGAGCAAGGCGGAGUACGUGAUGGUGGUGCAGGCCACGUCGGCGCCGCUCGUGAGCCGCGCCACGGUGCACGUGCGCCUGCGCGACACCAACGACAACAGCCCCCAGCUGCGCAACUUCGAGAUCCUCUUCAACAACUACGUGGCCAACGGCUCGGGCGCCUUCCCCGGCGGCGUCAUCGGCCGCGUGCCGGCCCACGACCCCGACGUCUCGGACCGGCUCCGCUACGCGUUCGAGCAGGGCAAYGAGCUGCAGCUGGUGCUGCUGGACGCGGGCACGGGCGAGCUGCGCCUCAGCCCGGCGCUGGACAACAACCGCCCGCUGGAGGCCGUCAUGAGGGUCUCGGUGUCCGACGGCGUCCACACGGCGACGGCGCAGUGCACGCUGCGCGUCACGGUCAUCACGGACGAGAUGCUGAGCAACAGCAUCACGCUGCGCCUGGCCGACAUGUCCCAGGAGCGCUUCCUCUCGCCGCUGCUCAGCCUCUUCCUCGAGGGGGUGGCGGCCGUGCUGGGGGCCCCCCGCCACCGCGUCGUCCUCUUCAACAUCCAGGCGGACACGGACGUGGGCGCCGCGCGCAUCCUCAACGUGAGCCUGUCRGCGCUGCGGCCGGCGGCGGCGCGCGGCGCCCGCUUCUUCUCCUCCGAGGAGCUGCAGGAGCGCCUCUACCUCAACCGCUCGCUGCUGGCCGCGCUCUCGGCGCAGCGCGUGCUGCCCUUCGACGACAACGUGUGCCUGCGCGAGCCCUGCGAGAACUACCUGCGCUGCGUCUCCGUGCUGCAGUUCGACAGCUCCGCGCCCUUCCUCGCCUCCGACACCAUCCUCUUCCGGCCCAUCCACCCUGUGACCGGCCUGCGCUGCCGCUGCCCGCCCGGCUUCACCGGCGACUACUGCGAGACCGAGAUCGACCUGUGCUACUCGAGCCCCUGCGGCGCCCACGGGCGCUGCCGCAGCCGCGAGGGCGGCUACACCUGCGAGUGCCACGAGGGCUUCGCGGGUGAGUUCGCCACCAAGGAGCGGGACGGGCUGCUGCUCUACAACGGGCGCUUCAACGAGAAGCACGACUUCGUGGCGCUGGAGCUCGUGGGCGAGCAGCUCCAGUUCACCUUCUCCGCAGGCGAGUCCACCACCACCGUGUCCCCCUACGUGCCCGGCGGCGUGAGCGACGGCCAGUGGCACCGCGUGCAGCUGCACUACUACAACAAGCCCGUGCUGGGCAAGUCGGGGCUGCCGCAGGGCCCCUCGGAGCAGAAGGUGGCCGUGGUGACGGUGGACGACUGCGACACGGGCAUGGCCCUCAAGUUCGGCGCCGCGCUCGGCAACUACUCGUGCGCCGCGCAGGGCACCCAGGCGGGCAGCAAGAAGUCCCUGGACCUCACGGGGCCGCUGCUGCUGGGCGGCGUGCCCACGCUGCCCGAGAGCUUCCCCGUGCGCAGCCGCCACUUCGUGGGCUGCAUGCGGCACCUGCACGUGGACGAGCGCCCCGUCGACCUGGCCGCCUUCAUCGCCAACAAUGGCACCGUGCCAGGUGGGCUGAGCGAGGGGCAGGYGGAGGCCGGCGUGUGGCGGGGGGGCGCCCGGCUGGCCCUGCUGCGCCUGCCCCACGCCAAGGUCAACGACGGCGACUGGCACCACGUGCAGCUGGAGCUGCGGGGGGCCCCGGGGCGCCCCCCGCCCGCUGCCCGCCUCCUGCUGGCCCUCGACUACGGCCGCCACCAGGCGGCGGCCGACGUGGCCGGGGAGCUGCAGGGGCUGCGGCUGAGCGCGCUGAGCCUGGGCGGGCUGGCGGGCGACGACGGGCGCGUGCAGCAGGGCUUCCGCGGCUGCCUGCAGCGCGUGAACGUGGAGCGGGGCUGCGCCCUGCCCGACCCCUGCGACUCCAGCCCCUGCCCGGGCAACAGCUACUGCAGCGACGACUGGGACAGCUUCUCCUGCAGCUGCGACCCGGGCUACUACGGCGAGGGCUGCGUCAGCGCGUGCGCCCUCAACCCCUGCGAGCACCAGGCGGGCUGCAGCCGCCGGCCYGGCACCUGGCGCGGCUACGGCUGCGACUGCCCGCCCGGCUUCUUCGGGCCCUACUGCGAGCACAAGUUCGACCAGCCGUGCCCACGGGGCUGGUGGGGCCACCCCACGUGCGGGCCCUGCAGCUGCGACGUGGCCAAAGGCUUCGACCCCGACUGCAACAAGACGACGGGCGAGUGUCGCUGCAAGGAGAACCACUACCGGCCGGCGGGCAGCGACGCCUGCCUGCUCUGCGACUGCUACCCCACGGGCUCGCUGUCCCGCGUGUGCGACGCCGCCAGCGGGCAGUGCCCGUGCAAGGCGGGCGUCAUCGGGCGCCACUGCGACCGCUGCGACAACCCCUUCGCCGAGGUGACGGCGAGCGGCUGCGAAGUCAACUACGACAGCUGUCCCCGCGCCAUUGAGGCCAACAUCUGGUGGCCCCGGACGCGCUUCGGGCUGCCCGCCGCCGCGCCGUGCCCCAAGGGCUCCAUCGGCACGGCGGUGCGGCACUGCGACGAGCACAAGGGCUGGCUGCCCCCCAACCUCUUCAACUGCACCUCGCUGGCCUUCGCCGCGCUCAAGGGCUUCGCGGAGCGGCUGGUGCGCAACGCGUCGCUGCUGGACACGGCGCAGUCGCAGCGCGUGGCCCUGCAGCUGCACAACGCCACGCGCCACACGGCCGCCUACUUCGGCAGCGACGUGCGCCUCGCCUACCAGCUCUCGGCGCGGCUGCUGCAGCACGAGAGCGCCCAGCGCGGCUUCCGCCUGGCCGCCACGCAGGACGUGCACUUCACCGAGAACCUGCUGCGCGUGGGCAGCGCCCUGCUGGACGCCAGCAACAAGCGGCACUGGGAGCUCAUCCAGCAGACGGAGGGCGGCACGGCGUGGCUGCUCAAGCACUUCGAGGAGUACGCGAGCGCCCUGGCGCGCAACAUGCGCCAGACCUACCUGAGCCCCUUCACCAUCGUCACCCCCAACAUCGUGGUGUCCGUGGUGCGGCUGGACAAGGGCAGCUUCGCGGGCGCCCGGCUGCCCCGCUACGAGGCCCUGCRCGGAGAGAAGCCCCCCGACCUGGAGACCACCGUCAUCCUGCCCGAGAGCGUCUUCCGGGCCCCCCAGGGCACACCCCCCUCGGCCGGGCCCGGGAAGCCCCCGGCACCUCCCGGUGGGCAGGAGCAGGGGGCUGAGGAGGAGGCCGAGGAGGAGGAGGAGGAAGACGAGGAGGCGCCGCUGGUGACGCGGCACAAGAGGCACCCGGAGCGCGGCGAGGGCCAGGCCAUCGCCAGCGUCAUCAUCUACCGCACGCUGGCGGGGCUGCUGCCCGAGCAGUACGACAGCGACAAGCGCAGCCUCCGGGUGCCCAAGCGGCCCGUCAUCAACACGCCCGUGGUGAGCAUCAGCGUGCACGACGCGGCGCAGCGGGCGCCCACGGCGCUGCACAAGCCCAUCACGCUGCAGUUCCGCCUGCUCGAGACCCAGGAGCGCUCCAAGCCCAUCUGCGUCUUCUGGAACCACUCGCUGCUGGCGGGCUCCACGGGCGGCUGGUCGGCGCGCGGCUGCGAGGUCGUCUUCCGCAACCGGAGCCACGUGAGCUGCCAGUGCAACCACCUCACCAGCUUCGCCGUCCUCAUGGACAUCUCCCGCCGCGAGAACGGGGAGGUGCUGCCGCUGGCGGCGCUCACCUACGCGUCGCUGGCCGUGGCGCUGGCCGGGCUGCUGCUGGCCGUGCUGGUGCUGGGCGCCCUGCGCGGGCUGCGCUCCAACCGCCACAGCAUCCGCCGGCACGGCGCCACCGCCCUGCUGCUGGCGCAGCUCGUCUUCCUGCUCGGCAUCAACCAGGCCGAGCUGCCGCUGGCGUGCACGGUGGUGGCCAUCCUGCUGCAGUUCCUGUACAUGAGCGCGGUGGGCUGGGCGCUGCUCGAGGGGCUGCACCUGUACCGGCGCCGCAGCGAGCCGCGCCACGUGGACCGCGGGCCCAUGCGCUUCUACCACGUGCUGGGCUGGGGGCUGCCCGCCUUCAUCACCGGGCUGGCGGUGGGGCUGGACCCCGAGGGCUACGGCAACCCCGACUUCUGCUGGCUCUCCAUCCACGACAGCCUCGUGUGGAGCCUCGCGGGGCCCAUCGCCUGCGCCGUGGCGGCYGGCGUCUUCUUCCUCGUGCUGGCGGCCAGGGCCACGUGCGCCAGCGGCCAGGGCUGCGAGAAGAAGCGCACAGUCUCGGGGCUGCAGACGGCGGUGGUGCUGCUGGUGCUGCCCAGCCUGGCCUGGCUCCUGGCGCUGCUCUCGGUCAACAGCGAUGCCAUCCUCUUCCACUACCUCUUCGCCGCCUCCAACUGCGUCCAGGGCCCCCUCAUCUUCCUCUUCUGCGUGGUGCUGAGCAAGGAGGUGCGGAGGAGCCUGCGCGCCAGCUGCGCCCGCGGYGCCGCCGCCGACCCCGCGCUGGCCACCAAGGCCACGCUGACGGCCGCCUCGCGCUGCGACAGCACCUACGUGGCGGGGCGGGCGGCGGGCGGCUCGGCGGCCUCGCUGCCCAGCACGGCGCGCUCCCAGCACAGCUACAUCCCCUUCGUGCUCAGGGACGAGGCKGCACCCGAGGGUGGCCGCGCGGGGCAGCCCGAGCCCGGCGGGCCCUUGGCGCAGGAGGAGGCGGCGGCGCUGGCGGACGGGCACGACACCGACUCCGAGAGCGAGCUGUCUCCGGAGGACGAGGGCAGCGGCUCGGGCGCCUCCUCGCGCUCCUCGGAGAGCGAGGACGAGGGCGCCGAGGGCUGCUGGGAGAGCCURCUGGGCGCCGCCGCCGUGCCCGCCGUGCCCGCGCAGCCCUACUGGCCCGGMGACUUCGUCACCACCACCACCACGACGGCGAGCGAGAGCGAGGGCGCCGAGGCGCUGCGCGUGCAGCCGCGGCAGGGCCUGCAGCAGCAGCUGGGCGCCGCGGCGCCCGUCGCCAUGAGCAUCAAGGCCGGCACCGUGGACGAGGACUCGUCCGGCUCCGAGUUUCUGUUUUUCAAUUUUCUCCAUUAACACCUGGGGGGACAUUUGUGUGUGCGGGGUGGGGGUCCUCCUGCUUCCCGCCCCGGGCCGCCCACCCCAUCUGUGUGUGCGGGUGCCCCCGGCCCGCUCGUGAACACGCAUCCGUCUGUCU
Molecule: messenger RNA, 7459 nt
Organism: Nothoprocta perdicaria
Lineage: Eukaryota; Metazoa; Chordata; Aves; Tinamiformes; Tinamidae
Gene: CELSR2
Product: cadherin EGF LAG seven-pass G-type receptor 2
Exons: 31
Coding region: 16-7338 (2440 amino acids)
Biological process (GO): homophilic cell-cell adhesion; cell surface receptor signaling pathway; G protein-coupled receptor signaling pathway
Cellular component (GO): plasma membrane
Molecular function (GO): G protein-coupled receptor activity; calcium ion binding
Source: RefSeq, a predicted model, not a curated record